Messenger RNA from Sorex araneus (European shrew), 3142 nucleotides. RefSeq names its product dual adaptor of phosphotyrosine and 3-phosphoinositides 1 (gene DAPP1). The transcript has 9 exons. The record is from RefSeq and is a predicted model, not a curated record. The coding region runs from base 2 to 847 and encodes 281 amino acids. Lineage: Eukaryota; Metazoa; Chordata; Mammalia; Eulipotyphla; Soricidae.
GAUGGGCAGAGCCAGGGCUCCUGAAGGGGACAUGAGUGACCAGGACCUGGCAGGCCUCCGGGACGCGGAUGGGGGCGGAGACGCCGCGCUGCUCCAGGACCUGGGGUGGUACCACAAAGCCCUGUCACGCCACGCAGCCGAGGCCCUGUUGCUCUCCAAUGGCAUCGACGGCAGCUACCUGCUUCGAGACAGCCAGGACCAGUCCAGCCUCUUCGCCCUGUCUGUCAGGGCAAAGGACUCUGUGAAGCACUUUCAUGUUGAGUACACCGGAUAUUCUUUUAAAUUUGGCUUCAAUGAGUUCUCCUCUUUGAAUGAUUUUGUCAAGCAUUUUGCAAAUCAGCCCUUGAUUGGGAGUGAGACGGGGACCCUGAUCGUCCUGAGACACCCCUACCCCAGGAGCGUGGAGGAGCCGUCCAUCUACGAGUCGGUGCGCGUCCACACGGCCAUGCAGACAGGACGGACCGAGAACGACCUCGUGCCCACCGCGCCCUCGCUGGGCACCAAGGAAGGCUACCUCACCAAACAGGGAGGCCUGGUCAAGACAUGGAAAACGAGGUGGUUCACGCUGCACAGGAAUGAACUGAAGUACUUCAAGGACCACAUGUCUCCGGAGCCGAUUCGGACCCUAGACUUAACGGAAUGUUCGGCGGUACAGUUCGAUUACUCGCAGGAAAGAGUGAACUGUUUCUGCCUAGUGUUUCCGUUCAGGACCUUUUACCUCUGUGCAAAGACGGGUGUGGAGGCCGACGAGUGGAUCAAGAUCCUGCGCUGGAAGCUGUCUCAAAUCAGGAAACAGCUCGACCAGAGGGAAGGAACCGUCCGGUCCCAGUCAUUCAUCUUCAAAUAGCCCUUCCUGCCUCCAGGCUGGCCGCGGGCUGUGGCCCCACCGCCAUCUCCGCCCCAGCCCCUCACGGGGCCAGGACGUUUCUUCAAACCCAGUCAGAGGCAGGUACUGACGUCUCCGGAGCCGCUGCCCGUGUGAGGACAGGAGGGGGCCCAGGUGCUCAGUGAGCCCAUCACCUCCACCUCCCUGCCAACGCCUGCAGCCUGCACACGGGCUGUGCCGUCACCCCCUCCUGAAGGGUGCGGCCACAGGGCUCAUGCUUUCCUCCUGAUGCAGGAAAACAUGGCUGUCUCCUCAGCUCCAAUGAGGGUGGGCUUACUGCCUCUGCGAAGGGCCCGGAAAGCCGGAUGCCCGGCAGAGGGAGCUGUCCCACAGGCACGACGGUUACCGUGACCUGUGGUCUGACGCGCCAUUCGUGCCCGCUACGGAGCCCCUGCACGCCAGGGCUACCCUCCACCCACGCUGCUCCCAGACAGAAGCGUGAAACCUUCCCUCGGGCGGGGCCCCUCCCGAGAGGCCAGCACCCGGCACCUUCUCGGUGAGGGGGCAAGGCUUGCGGCCAGCGGCGAUGCUGCAUGGGAGCUCAGACCCAGCAGCCGGCCCCCGCAGGAACACGGGCCUGAAGAGCGCCUCGAGACGCGGGAGGGCCCUGCAAACGGUCCCUGUGAACUACGUUUCUGUUACGCCCAGCACGGGACAUUCCUUUCUCCCCUGUAUUUCAGCAGCAUUUUAAUGCAUUUUCCCCGUACCCCUUGGGAUCAGUGAAUGCCCACUGAAACGUGUGGACGAAGAGGCCACGGACCCACAUUCCCUGAGCUCUGCUUUCCCCGCCCACCCGCGGGGACCAGUUUCUAACCUGUAAAAUGUAUCUUGUUUAUUUAUGUUCUUCCGUUGUUUGUGGUUUUGUUAGAGUAGGACUGAGAAUAGCAAGGCUGCACUCGGGACUGCGAACACAUGUCCUCAGAGCUCUGGACAGUGACCACGGAGAAGCGAGAAUGUCCCUCGAGGCCGGGCAUGCUGAGUGAGGGAGCAGUAACUCUGCCCCCGCAGCUGGCAGGCAAGAGCUGGGCCUCCCCGAGGCUGGGCCGGCCACCCCGGUUCCCUCGUGCAGAGGGUGCUGGGUGCCUGCAGCAGAGGGGAGACUGGCGGCCCGGCCCGGCCCAGCUGCCACCACCUCCCAGACCCCAGAGCUCGUGGAAUUUGGCACCCGCAGCACCCGCCCCAGGCUCUGUGGAAGGUGCGUCACUGAGGGGACACAGGCCCUGCCCCGCCUGCUGCUGCUGCAGGCACCUGGGCACUGCUUCCAACGGCUGCACCGAGAGCAGCUCCAGGCUAGCCCGGGCUCCCCUCGCCCUGCAGGCUGGGUGCAGUUUCCAGGGGACCGGGGGAACUGAGUGCGAGACCAUCAGGCCUGGGUGCGGUGCCCAGGGGAACUGUGUGCGAGACCAGCAGGCCUGGGUGCGGUGCCCUGGGGACCGUGGGAACUGUGUGAGCAGGAGCUGGUGGCCUUUUUAGUUUCUCAUCAUCAAACUGGGAUUUUUCUAAGUACAGCAAACGGCCAUACCCACCAAGGCUCUGGGGACCAAACUUGUCACUGCAGGUAAUGAUAUGGCUCUACACGCCUCGGAAAAGAAUAUAACGGAGAUACUUAACCUACAAAGCUUUUCAAAUUACUUACCCCUCCACCCCCGACUGCCCAUUAAAUACAUUAAACAUCGGUCAACUCACUUAUAAAGAUUUCAUUUUCCUUCUUUCAAAAGACCUUUUUUAAAGCAUUAAAUGCACUGACCACAGUGUCCUAGAAACUACAAAAUCCAGAUUGCAGAAUACAGGGACCCCAGAUUUCAAUGGGUGUGUCUAAGACCUCCGAAGGCCGUGCCUAUUACCCACAGGAAACACGGGACUCUUGCAUGUGGUGGAGAUGCUGUUCCGGCCCCAGCUCAACGUCCCUAUUCGAGUCUCUACAGCUCAUCCCGCUCAUCACUUACCGACCUUCCAGCCCCAAACACAUGCUAAGCUGAGCCUGCGACAGGACAGAGGGGAGCAGGCGGACAGCCCCCCACACACGAGAGGCGCCACAGCCCGUCGGCAGGAAAGGCUUUCCAGCACACACAGCCCGGAGCGAGCCCGGACACUUCCGGAAGUUAGGCCCACGGAAAACCCAGACUUUGCUAGUGAGAAUCUCCAAGUAAGAAUCUGUAAGAAACACAUUUCAUGAGGUUCAAAGAACAAAUGAAACAAAUUGUUUAAACCUUUGGGGGGAGUGUAAAAAUAAACCUAGAGUGUUUAAAGUAUACU